Molecule: messenger RNA, 291 nt
Organism: Histoplasma mississippiense
Lineage: Eukaryota; Fungi; Ascomycota; Eurotiomycetes; Onygenales; Ajellomycetaceae
Exons: 2
Coding region: 1-291 (96 amino acids)
Biological process (GO): mycotoxin biosynthetic process
Source: RefSeq, a predicted model, not a curated record
AUGUACCAUCAGCUCCACUGCUUGGCAAGCAUUCGAAUGGCCUAUUUCAAUCAAACAGACAACCAUCAACAUCGACGGGAUGAGGUGGACAUGAGGCUGCUGAACCACCUUCACGUUGAUCAUUGCUUUGAUUAUCUGAGACAGGCAAUCCGAUGCUCUGCCGACCCCACAAUUGAGUGGGGUCGAGUGGAAAGGAACGGAAAGCGAAAGGAAAUUGAUGGAUGGGGUGUUCCUCACCGCAUUUGCAAGGAUGUGAAUGUUUUUGAAAAGUUUAUUGCGCAGCACCAAUAA